UCAACACCAGACAAACUAGAAAAGUGACAGACAAAGAGCAGCUUAGCCACUGUAGAGAUUUCUCAUUUGGUGAAUCAGAAGAAAGACAUAUAGGAUGCCUACUGCAAGCACAUUGAAGCUCAUCAAAGAAGCAUGGCACAGGGAUAUGUAACUAAAGGUACUGUACAUACCUGUUUUCCUCUCCCAUUGGCUGCCUGUGAAACAAUUAAUAUGUCUGCUGUCAGAGUGAAAGUGGCUGUGAGGACACGUCCCAUGAACCGCAGGGAGAAUGAUCUUAAAUCCAGUUGUGUUGUCCAAGUGAAAGGCAACCAGAUAUUUUUAAUGCCUCCUCUCAGUUACAAGGAAGACCAUGUGAAGGUAAAAAAGGAAUUCACUUUUGACCAUUGCUUUUGGUCUGUAGAUGAAAAACAUGCAGGACAAGAGGAGGUUUUCGGUGCUCUUGGCUCAGAACUCAUUGAUAAUGUCUUCAAGGGGUUCAAUGCUUGCAUAUUUGCCUAUGGACAAACUGGAUCGGGAAAAUCAUUCUCAAUGAUGGGAACUGAUGAACAACCAGGUCUCAUUCCAAUGAUCAGCUCUGAGUUAUUUAAGAGAGAAAACAAUGACUCCAGGCAACUGAGAGUGGAAGUUUCUUUCAUGGAAAUAUACAAUGAAAAGGUGAGGGAUCUAUUGCAGUCAAAAGAAAAACAAAAGCUGCUCAAAGUUCGGGAAAGCAAACAGUUUGGCCCAUAUGUGGAGGGUUUAUCUCACCAUACAGUCACCAGCUAUGAAAGUAUUAACUGUCUGGUGUUAAAAGCCAAUAAACAUAGGACUACUGCUGCUACGAACAUGAAUGAUGAAAGCAGUCGCUCACAUGCUAUCUUCUCAAUAACCGUAAGUCAAAUCCAUAUUAACCAUAGUGCUGGUUCCACAAGGGAAUUAACUGGCAAAAUUAGCCUUGUGGAUUUAGCAGGAAGUGAGAGGGUUUCUAAAACUGGAGCGGAAGGAGAGCAUCUAAAGGAAAGUAAAAAUAUAAAUAAGUCCCUCACGGCCCUUGGCAGGGUUAUAUUUACCUUGUCAAACAUGUCCGAGGGGAAAACAAGCUAUGUAAAUUAUAGAGAUUCUGUUCUCACAUGGCUACUUAAAAACAAUUUAGGAGGCAACAGCAAAACAGUCAUGCUUGCCACCAUUAGCCCCGCUGCAGAUAAUUACCAUGAGACUCUAUCCACUUUAACCUAUGCUGAUAGUGCUAAAAGGAUAGUCAAUCAAGCAGUAGUAAAUGAGGACACCACGUGUAAAGCUAUUGGAGAGUUACAAGAAGAGGUAAGGAUCCUCAAGGAAAAGUUAAACCAAGCUGAGAACAUGCACAGAGAUUUGCAAGAACUUCAAUGCAAGCUUAGAGAAAAGGAAGAUCUUCUAGAAGAAUUAAACAUAAACUGGGAAGAAAAACUUCAGAACUUUGAGGCUACACAAGAGAGGCAGAAACAUUUGGAUAGUAUGGGCAUCACAGUGGAGCAACUGGGGAUUAGGAUAGACCCUACGAAAAGCUAUCUUUUCCCCGUUAGUCACCAUGCAGAUCAUAAGUAUUUAUUUUAUUAUUUAAAAGAAAGUACCACUGUUGGCGCUGGACCUUCUCAGGAUAUCCAUCUAACUGGCCCUGGAAUUGAGAUAGAUCACGGUGUAAUUAAUGUGCUAGAGGGCUUUGUGACUUCCAAAGAAAAUGCUCUGACCUAUGUCAAUGGCCAACUAGUCCAGAAAAGCACCGACCUAUGGGAUGGGGAUAAAGUAACUCUUGGAAGCUACACUUUUAUGAUUCAUCUGCCGCACAGAAAGAGAACAGAGUCUGUAAAUAAUUAUAUGGAAGGACAUCUAGGAACUGACUCUCUCAGCUUUACUCAGCUCCAUGGAAACGAUUUAUUACAUGAUAGUUUAAUUGAUUAUCCAAGUUCUCCAGAUUUCAAACAGAUCUAUACCCAUCCUAUGACUGAUAAAAUAUCAAAUAUACUGGAAAGAUCUGUAAAACUGGAAGCUCAAGAUCACAUCUAUUCUUCUGUAUGUAAGAGUUCUGUUAUGGACAAAAACAUCAACUCAGGCUUACAAAAUCAAGCGAUUGAUUCUGAGAGUAUUGCCUCUUUUCAAGAACCACUGAGAAUGCAGAGCAAUGACACCAUCUCAGACCAACAGGAAUUUCCACAUUGCUCACUGUUGCGUAGGGAACAGAUAAGUGAGGACACAGGACUGUCUCUGAAGCUCUUCUACUGGGAUAAAACCUUUGAUGUUUCAUGGCUGGCGGAGCAGCUGAAGAACAGUCUCCUUAUGCCCAUUACAGGGGUGUCCUUCAUUCCACUCUCAGUUACUUCUGAGGAUGAAUGGAAAGCAGCAGCAGACAGAAAUUCUGUGAUAGUCAUGUGCCACUCCCCAAGAUCCGGCAAACCCAGAGAUUAUCUAAACCCAUAUAUGGAAUAUUUUAUGAAGACAUGGGGUCCCAGUAAAAUAACCAUGAUAAUUAUUGACCUGGAUAAUGACCCUCUUACUGGUGUGGAGUGGAGGAAUUGGUGGUAUAAAAGUCCAUUUGCUCAGUGUAAUCUUCAGCUGUUCACAACGGAGGAGAUGGAUGAAAAAAGAAGGCCAGAACAUAAGAGCAAAGAUCUGAAAGAAAGACAAAGACCACAGAUGAACAUGAGCAGGGUUUCUUGUCAAGAGGCAACACAAUUAAAGCUACCAUCACAGCGGGGUCUAGUGGUUGGAAUUUGCUCCAAAGAACCAAAGAAUCACCAAUGGCUGGAAGAUCUUCUGAAAACGGAAAGGUUCAAGCAAAACAUCAAAUAUAUUCAGUCGAUCCAAAUCUCAAGUGAUAUCUCUCAGUUCCAAAAAGAUAUUUCUAAUUGUACAUUUUGUAUACUGUACCACUCUGGUAAACAGGGGGCACCGAAAACCACCAAUGGGCUGUUUGAUGAUGAACUGGAAACCAUGUCUCAUAUAUUUGAAAAAAGGAGGAUCAUUGCGGUGACGGGAGAUCUGGAGGAUAGCAGUGGUAGAGUGAAGAGAAGAAUGCAACAUACUCAGACAAACAUCAUGAAUUUCACUUGUAGACUUACCCUUUUCAAUAGCAGACAAAUAGAUUCCAUUAUAAAGGGUCAUAUAAUCUCUAGGAGUGUAAAAAGGAAGCUGGACAAACUCCAAAAAUCUCUAACAGAAGCCAGUAACGGAAUCUAUAUUUCCCUUCCGUCAUCUGCAAAGUUGGACACGCUUGCAAUCUGCUCCAGAGAUUCCAGGGAGAACUAUCAGUGGAUAGAGCAAUUUCUGAGAAACAAGAACCCUUGUAGACAUGUCAGUUCCAUCUACAUCUCCAAUGACUUUGGCCAGUUCUGCAAGGAGAUCUCCAGAUAUAGUUGUGUCAUCUUGUAUCACACAAAGAAUCGAGGAAGAAUAAAAAUUACCAAUGUGUGCGACUCGCUCUAUGAUAAAGAAUUGGAAUUUAUGAAUUCAGUAUUAGGAAAGAAUAAAAUCAUUGUGGUGGUGGAUGAUCUAGACGACAGCAGUGAUGAAGAAAAGGACAGAAUCCUUAGGAAUCAGCCAAACAUUGGUGACUGGGCUUGCGGUCUGUUUCUCUUCAACACCAAGGAGAAAAGCUCCAGGCUUUAUGGAUCACACAAUAAAGAUGUUAUAGUGAAGCUGGAGAGAUUAUGUGAACUCUUACAGUAAGGUAUUACCAGCAGCAGUGAACGUUUCUACCACAUACAAUAAAUCUUCUUUAUUACAAUGGUAUCUCCCACAUAAUUUGGUAUCUCCAAAUAUUCUUCCUUACAUAUAAUAUGCCACAUAACAUACAGACUCACCAGUCUAUAGAAAGGAAGAAACAAAAAAUGAGUUACUUGCCUCUACCAACAAACAUAACAUAUACAGAAAUGUAAAAGUUGCCUUUGCCGCCAUAGUUCCCCCUGUGACUCUUCCAGUGUAAAUGUUAAAACAGAAUUAGCUCUGGAUUUGCCAGGCCCAAGUCUGUGAUGCCUUUUGACAUAAUAAACUUUGGGAAUCACCAUCAUUUACAGUAUAUGGUGGCAGUAGCUCCAGGUUUUCCCAGUGUCAGUAAGGGGCUG
Messenger RNA from Xenopus laevis (African clawed frog), 4076 nucleotides. RefSeq names its product kinesin-like protein KIF16B. The transcript is spliced from 9 exons. The record is from RefSeq and is a predicted model, not a curated record. The coding region runs from base 133 to 3681 and encodes 1182 amino acids. NCBI's taxonomy places the organism in Eukaryota, Metazoa, Chordata, Amphibia, Anura, Pipidae.